This is a messenger RNA of Tupaia belangeri chinensis (Chinese tree shrew), 1306 nucleotides long. RefSeq names its product fibronectin type III domain containing 5 (gene FNDC5). The record is from RefSeq and is a predicted model, not a curated record. Gene Ontology annotation, molecular function: protein binding. NCBI's taxonomy places the organism in Eukaryota, Metazoa, Chordata, Mammalia, Scandentia, Tupaiidae. Gene Ontology annotation, cellular component: plasma membrane; extracellular region. Gene Ontology annotation, biological process: positive regulation of brown fat cell differentiation.
GCUGGUGCAGGCGGACAGCCCCUCCGCCCCAGUGAAUGUCACAGUCAGGCACCUUAAGGCCAACUCGGCAGUGGUGAGUUGGGACGUCCUGGAAGAUGAGGUUGUCAUCGGAUUUGCCAUCUCUCAGCAGAAGAAGGACGUGCGGAUGCUGCGCUUCAUCCAGGAGGUGAACACCACCACGCGCUCGUGCGCCCUGUGGGACCUGGAGGAGGACACGGAGUACAUCGUGCACGUGCAGGCCAUCUCCAUCCAGGGCCAGAGUCCCGCCAGCGAGCCCGUGCUCUUCAAGACCCCACGCGAGGCCGAGAAGAUGGCCUCCAAGAACAAAGACGAGGUGACCAUGAAGGAGAUGGGGAGGAGCCAACAGCUGCAGACAGGCGAGGUGCUGAUCAUCGUCGUCGUCCUGUUCAUGUGGGCCGGUGUCAUCGCCCUCUUCUGCCGCCAGUAUGACAUCAUCAAGGACAACGAACCCAGUAACAAGGAGAAGACCAAGAGCGCAUCUGAAACCAGCACGCCAGAGCGCCAGGGCGGGCUGCUCCGCAGCAAGAUAUGAGAACGUCUCAGUGCUUGCUCUGAGCAGCUCAGAAGACAGUAGAGAAUGUGAGGCUCUCACGGUUCUGACGACGACUACCCAGCAAACGCCUGGCCUCUGCACCACCGCCUCCUCCGUCUCCUGGGCCCUCUGGCUCACUGUCCUCUCUCUUGGCUUCUCUUUCUGGCACAUCUUCCUGAAGCCUCUUAUUAGUCCCCAUCUCCAGAAGCACCUCAACGAUGCGCGUGGCUGAAGCUGUGCCCAGGGGCAGAUGGACAGGGUGUGAGGACCAGCCAGAGGGGUGGCUGCAGGGGUAGAGGGGUCUCAGGGUGUGGGCCCAGGACCCAGCUUGGCCAUUUGGCUGAGUGAGGCCGGAGGCUGGGUUUGAGAAGGUAGGGACGAGACUCCCAGGUAGGGCUACUCUCCUUUCCACAAGGGACGAGAGCCUGGCUCCUAGACCACAGGCCUGCUGCUUCCUCCUCCCUGUCCUCUCUGUUUCCACCUUGCAAGAAGGCUAUUCAAUUAGCCCUGGCCGCGUCGCUCGUUUUUUUCCUCUCGGUUUCCAAACAAGCCCUCGGUGAACAUCAGCGAAGCGUGACUGCCUGUCUGCAGGGAAGAGGAUUUCAUUUUUCUUCUCUGCUGGUCCCUGGGUCCAUGGGCACAGGACGAGGGAUGACUGCAGCAGAGGGAGGCAGGGCUAGCUAGCUGCACAGUUCUCCCUCUGUCCUAGUCUGAUGGAGGCGGCUGAACUACAAACCCAAACUGCAAAAAAAU